Acaulospora colombiana is the source of this 498-nucleotide messenger RNA. The record is from the annotation of a GenBank genome assembly. Lineage: Eukaryota; Fungi; Glomeromycota; Glomeromycetes; Diversisporales; Acaulosporaceae.
AUGCCAGUAAAGGAUUGCCCCUUCAUAGCCUACAUGGUGAUGAUUAGUAAGGUGAACGUGAAAUCCAUGGAAGCCCGUAGCAAAGAAGAAGCAGGUACCAAAUGCCCCGUCGGCUAUAGUGAAGGUUGCGUUAUAGUACUCGUAGACCUGAACCCCAACCAGGUAACCGUAGCACCGGAGGAAAGCAAGAGAAUGGUGUUAAGCAAAGGGAGUUCCCACGGAUUGAUAGGUUCAAUACCUGCAGGAGGCCAAGCACAGCCUAGUUCAACAGUAGGUGCUAAUGCAGAAUCAAAGAAGGCCCAGAAUAUAGAGAAGAAGAAGCAGACUUCGGAAACAAUAAACAGAAUGAUCCCCAUAGUUAGGCCACUAGUUAGAGUAGUGAUCACUCCAAUGCUUAAUAAGAGUGGUCCGAUGGCUACCCCAUGGAAGCUCAUUACCCCUGAUAGAGUAGUAAUUAGAAGGGCCAAGGAGGCGCAUAAGGGCCAAGGCGAAGGUUGA